Molecule: messenger RNA, 1574 nt
Organism: Trypanosoma cruzi
Lineage: Eukaryota; Euglenozoa; Kinetoplastea; Trypanosomatida; Trypanosomatidae
Product: tryptophanyl-tRNA synthetase, putative
Exons: 1
Biological process (GO): tryptophanyl-tRNA aminoacylation
Cellular component (GO): cytoplasm
Molecular function (GO): tryptophan-tRNA ligase activity; ATP binding
Source: RefSeq, a predicted model, not a curated record
AUGUGUUUAUUGUCGCAUAAAAGAAGCAGCUCAUUCAUAACUUCCCGAGAGAGCGGAGGGGAAACAUGUUUUACCUCCGCGUGCAUUAUCGCCUUUUUUGUUGUUGUUGUUUUUCUGGGUGUGAUACAUCAGGUGGUGUGUGCUGUUUCGAAGUCUUGCCUUUCUUCCCCUGCCUGUUUGUUUUCCGUCCGGUGUGGCACUGCGGUGCACGGGCGAAGUAGUCGGUUGGAUCCUUUUGUGGUACGUCGCGUCUCACGCUUUGCUGCGCCGUUGGUUUGUGGAGGACGAAAUUGCGCCACGACGCGUGGGCAUGAUGCCAGCCGCACAGAGCGCAAGGAGGACGUUGUGACGCCGUGGGGUGUUGCCGCCACGGGCCCAAGGGGUGGGGACGAUGGCCGCGUCCUCGCACGAUUCAGGUCGGAGCCCGUUGAUGAGCCCCUUCUGCAGCGGCUGGAGGAAACAUGCAACGGACGGGGGGAGCACGCGCAGGCAACCAGCACCGCACAAGAGGAGGCGGGACGAAUGGCAUUGCACCAUUUUUUCCGCCGCGGCAUCGUCCUCUCCCACAGGGAUUUUGGAGCCGCCAUUGACUGCGUGCGUGCGUCCUUUGCGACGGGGACACACCGCGCGUACUUGUACACUGGUCGUGGACCGAGCGCGCGGUCGAUGCACAUUGGCCAUGUCAUACCGUUUUUAUUGACGCGGUACCUGCAGGAUGCGCUCGGUCUUCCGUUGGUGAUCCAGAUAACCGAUGAUGAGAAGCACUUCUUCCGCGACAUUCCCGUCAGCGGGGAGAGGGCGAGCGGGUUGGUGGUGGAGAACAUAAAAGACAUCAUUGCCUUUGGCUUCGAUCCACGCAAGACAUUUAUAUUCCGCAACACGGUGUACAUGGGGGACAUGUACCCAACUGUCGUGCAGGUGCAGCGCAUGUUGACGCUGAGCGCUGUGAGGAAUGCAUUUGGCCUGAAGGAUAGCGACAAUGUUGGGAAGGCAGCCUUUCCAGCGGUGCAGGCCGCACCGUGUUUUAGCAGUGCCUUCCCCCGUGUGCUACGACGGCUAGCUGGGGACCCGCCGCUGAAGUGCAUCAUUCCCUGUGCAAUUGAUCAGGACGCUUUUUUCCUCCUGGCACACAACGUCGCGCCGCGUAUGAAGUGCUGCGCCCCCGCACUGCUGCACACAAAGUUCCUCCCCGCACUGAAGGGAGCGCAGUUCAAGAUGAGCAGCAGCGCCGGGGAGAACGGAGUCAUCACACUACACGACACGGAGCAGGAGGUGCGGAAGAAGGUGCGCAAGGCCUUCUCUGGUGGGGGUGGCACGCUGGAGGACAUGCGUGCGGAGGGCGUCAACCUGCACGCAGACGUGGCGUACCGACUCAUUCGGUUCUUCUGCCCCGACGACAAUCUCCUCGCGGAGGUGACGUCGAAGUACAGCAGGGGUGAGAUGAGCAGCGCCGAGGUAAAGGACCUCGCCGCGGAUGUCGUUGUGCGGCACGUCUUGUCGGGGUGGCAGGCGCGGCGGGCUGGCGUCACAGAUGCCGACGUGGAACACUUCUCCGGCAUCCGCAGCAUUCUCCU